AUGGACACUGCUACCAUGUUCGCCAGCGGCGCAUCGUAUGGCUCGUCGAUGCCUGCACAACCCCCAGCGAGCCAUGAUCUCGCGGACGUCAAAGCAGCGCUCAGCGGCUUCGCCGACCUCGCCAUCGACAAGAACAUUGAGCGCACCACCGUCAUAUACGUCGUCGGCUCUACUCUUCCCAAGCGAGUCCGCAAGCAAGGCGUCAAAGACAUCGGUUCAUCCCUGAACAGCAUCUUCCGCAUGGAGAAGAUUUUCCACAACGACAACGAGGCUUUGGACUCGCUCGAGGGCAUACUAAGCAAAGCCAUCGACUACCACAUCACCGCCACGGACAUUGCGAUCACCGAAGAUCGGUACAAGGAGUUAACCGCUGCUAUCAAGUUCGAGCUUGAACAUAUAUCAGACAAGCAGGACUUUUUCGCUCUGAUUAGCCGUUUCGUCUCCAAGGUCAGUGACUGCUCGGGUGUGCCUGUGCCUGCACCCAUCCUCGCUGCCAAGCGGAACGUGGCUUCGGGCUCUGUCGCUGGCCACUGGCAGACCAACACACUUCCGAUGAAAACUGGUUUAAACUGGAAUGACAGCCAUGAGAGAAAUGCAACGACUACAGCCGAGUCGGACGACAUGGACUAUGACUUCGAUGGUGCUCCGGACGUACAGACCAAUUUCGCUCCAGGAUCCGGAAACUCUCCUUUCCUUGGCGCUGUAUUCGAUUUCCAGCCUGGUAACGCAUCUGAGGAGUCGACUUCACUUGGAGACAUGAAGUUAGCGCCACGGCAAGGGAAUCACGGCUACCUCGACGGAAUCUCUUACGAGCUUCGUCAAAAAGGACUAGAGUUCUUCCACGACGAAGUGGAAAGAAUGCACUGCAAAUUAAGCCCCUUCCAGGGCAUGCUGCUCGAUCAGGACGGGCUUUACGAGCUGACGCACGGUCUGGAUGCCAAGGUUCUCCACGACAUAGACACGGAAGUGUCAUCUCGUUCUACUCCGCCGUCAGACACGUGGCUUGAUGAGAAAUACAAAGACGGAGUACAAAUGGAGCUCAUCGCCCUGGGCGAUACAAGCCACUUCCUAGCAAGAGUAAAAGAGGUCUUGUACUCCAGAGACGUCGAGAUGGCCGACGUAACCGCUCACGAUAGCUGGGCCGAUCCGACGCUCAACCAGGAAGAGUUCGACGCGCUCAAUCCUCUCAAAGCCCCACUUUUGCUACAGGGAUUGUCUGUCGACAAGCGCCGACACUUCCUUUGUCGUAUGCUACGCAAAGCGAAGCGCAUGAACGAUAAAGCAAAGUCAGCGCAGAAAGAGCGGUUACAGCCUUCAGAAAUGAUGGAUAUGGUGCAUCAAGACGAACUCGCAGUCCUUCACCGCAUCGACUCCGCAAUGCAGGGCUCAAUCUUCAAGCGAGAUGACGCGGCAAUCGAAAGAGCGUACGAUAGCCAAUCUGAGUCUGAACUCCGUGAUUGCGGCAGACUCAACUCGUUCGUGGACAAGGUGAAGGGCUACCAUCGGCGUCUGAGGAACUUUGUCUCGGCUGCGAAGGGACAUGUUGCAGACGCCCUUGGGUUGCGUGGCGAUAGCGGCGCUGCUCAUACUGCUGAUACACAGUACCCUCUUCCUCGUCCUCCUCCACCACCAGUCCAAGACAUCAAGGGCUCGUUCAUCUCCGCCCUUACGAACGCUAUCAACGCCAUGAAUUCCAGCCUGAGCGCCACACACAACCUUGACGAACUCCUUUUCCAGCCAGCCGAGGUAGCCGAUCUUGUGUCUAGACUGGAAGCUCGCAUGCGGAGCGACCUUGAGCAAAAGUACGUCGACACGCCUUUGACAUAUCAGGAGCAAGAGACUCGAUAUGUUGAAGCUGCGAACCACUUUUUACAGUUGAUACAGACUACUCACUGUUUUCGUGAGACGGUCAUGGAGUAUCGUCAGUUGACAUCUUGA
Molecule: messenger RNA, 1938 nt
Organism: Alternaria triticimaculans
Lineage: Eukaryota; Fungi; Ascomycota; Dothideomycetes; Pleosporales; Pleosporaceae
Exons: 2
Coding region: 1-1938 (645 amino acids)
Source: RefSeq, a predicted model, not a curated record